Camellia sinensis is the source of this 2075-nucleotide messenger RNA. It is a transcript of the gene CYP78A10, whose product is annotated as cytochrome P450, family 78, subfamily A, polypeptide 10. Gene Ontology annotation, molecular function: iron ion binding; oxidoreductase activity, acting on paired donors, with incorporation or reduction of molecular oxygen; monooxygenase activity. NCBI's taxonomy places the organism in Eukaryota, Viridiplantae, Streptophyta, Magnoliopsida, Ericales, Theaceae. The record is from RefSeq and is a predicted model, not a curated record.
CGCUCUUUCUCUCUUCACUACCACUACCCCUACCUCUUUCUCUCUCUCACUCUCCGUAUUCCAUCCAUUUCGAACCAGCUUCUAACCAGAACCUCCUAUCUCUCAAAACCUCCCAAUCUCUCUCUCUCUAAAAAACAACCAAACAUGUCCUCCGAAUACUACUCUCUCUGCAUUCCUGGAAGUGGGUUCUCCAGUUUUCUUCCCAGCCUGGAGCUCAUUCUCUGCAUCUUCCUCAUUGCUGCUGUGUUUGGCUUCUGUCUCGCACCAGGCGGCCUCGCCUGGGCUCUCUCAAAGGCGCGAGCCGGGGUUCAAUCAAGGUCUGCCAUUCCUGGACCCUCUGGUCUACCCAUUAUCGGACUCGUCUUCGCUUUCGCUGGCUCUUUGACUCACAGAGUCCUCGCAAAUCUCGCUAAGACCUUCGAAGCCGUACCGUUGAUGGCUUUUUCGAUUGGGUUCACUCGUUUCAUCAUCUCAAGCCACCCAGACACAGCCAAGGACAUUCUAAGCAGCUCGGCUUUCGCAGAUCGGCCUGUGAAAGAGUCGGCUUACGAGCUUCUCUUCCACCGAGCAAUGGGUUUCGCUCCUUACGGUGAGUACUGGAGGAACCUGAGGAGAAUCUCGUCGACCCAUUUGUUCAGCCCGAAGAGAAUCACUUGUUUCGGCGAUUUUCGGCAAAAAAUGGGGAUCGAAAUGGUGAAUCAAGUUAAGGGUUUGAUGGAGAAAAACGGAGUGGUUGAAAUCAAGAGAGUUUUGCAUUUUGGGUCUCUGAACAAUGUGAUGAUGAGUGUGUUUGGGAGGUCCUAUGAUUUCAAUGGAUGUGAUGGGUCUGAACUUGAGGGUUUGGUGAGUGAAGGGUAUGAGUUGCUUGGGAUAUUCAACUGGAGUGAUCAUUUUCCUCUUCUGGGUUUGUUGGAUUUGCAAGGUGUGAGGAAGAGAUGUAGAGAGCUUGUUUCUAGAGUGAAUGUGUUUGUUGGGAAGAUCAUUGAAGAACACAGAUUCAAGAGGGCUAAAAAUGGAGGUGUUGUGGGUGGUGGUGACGAUGAUGACUUUGUUGAUGUUUUGCUUGGUUUGGAGAAAGAUAACAAGCUCAGUGACUCUGAUAUGAUUGCUGUUCUCUGGGAAAUGAUCUUUAGGGGGACAGAUACAGUGGCAAUCCUCCUAGAAUGGAUUCUUGCAAGAAUGGUUCUACACCCAGAUAUCCAAUCCAAGGCCCAAUCCGAAAUCGACAACGUCGUCGGAGCAUCCCGACCGGUGUCCCAUUCGGACCUCCCCAACCUCCCUUACCUCGAAGCCAUUAUCAAAGAAACCCUCCGAAUCCACCCUCCGGGGCCCCUACUCUCCUGGGCCCGCCUUGCCAUCCAUGACACACGCGUCGGCGACCACUUCAUACCUGCCGGCACAACUGCCAUGGUGAACAUGUGGGCCAUAACCCACGACGAGCGGGUCUGGCCCGAGCCCAAUGAAUUCAAACCGGAGAGGUUUUUGGCUGAUGAUGUGUCCAUUAUGGGGUCGGACCUCAGGUUGGCUCCUUUUGGGUCUGGGAGGCGAGUCUGCCCUGGUAAAGCCAUGGGUUACGCUACGGUUCAGCUCUGGUUAGCCCAAAUGCUUCAAAGCUUCAAGUGGGUGGCUUCUUGUGAUGAUGGUGGUGGUGUGGACUUGUCUGAGGUUCUAAAGCUGUCCAUGGAAAUGAAAAAUCCAUUGGUGUGCAAAGCUGUUGCUAGGCUUUCUUGAUCGGUUUGGUGUUAUGCUAGUUUGAUUCUCAUCCAUGAUUUUGAAACUUCUUAUAUGGGAGAGAGAUCAAAUGGUUUGUUAAUCAAUCAAGUAAUGAGCUUCUGGAAAUGGUGUCUCUGCUUAGUUUGCUCUUAGGUCUUAGUAGUUAAAUGGUCUUUAGGUUUUAGUAGUUAUAUGGUAUUAUUAUUAGUAUGAGUGUUAGUAUAUUAUUAGUAUUUGACCCAGAACUAGGAAAGUUGUGUUGAUUUCGUAAUGGGGAUUUGUUUUGGGUUUGGCUUGGGUUUCUUGCAGACAUGGAAGUUUCAUGCAUUGUACACAGCUCUUGUUGGCAUAUAUAAUAUAUU